Messenger RNA from Annulohypoxylon truncatum, 2492 nucleotides. Its product is annotated as alpha/beta-hydrolase. Gene Ontology annotation, cellular component: fungal-type vacuole. The record is from RefSeq and is a predicted model, not a curated record. Gene Ontology annotation, biological process: proteolysis. The transcript has a single exon. Gene Ontology annotation, molecular function: serine-type carboxypeptidase activity. Bases 210 to 2264 code for a protein of 684 amino acids. Lineage: Eukaryota; Fungi; Ascomycota; Sordariomycetes; Xylariales; Hypoxylaceae.
CAUGAGCGCCAACCUUCCCUAAUAGAUAGAUACAUCAUUCUGACUCCAAGAUAUUGGAUGCUUGGGUUGGUUUUUAUAUCUUCUUAACUAAUUCCCUGCAUUAUUUCUUUUUGCCUCACCUUCGCUCUCAUAACGUGACGUUGACUUGUCCCCCCUUUCAGGGCCGGGCGCGAAUCGCAAACAAGAAUGAUGACCGUCAAACGGCGAUAAUGCGACUAAACUGCCUCAAUGCAGUUCUACUUGCUGCCGCAACGCUGUCGCGCUUCGCCAAUGGACAAUUCCCGAAUGCGACGUCCCAGUACCUAAAUCUGACGACGAUCAGCUCUCCUAUCGAUCCGAAUAUCAAGAUCAGCUACAAAGUGCCCGAAGGAGCCUGUAAUACCGCAUUCGAGUCGCAGACCCAGUACACUGGCUGGGUAAGCGUUCCGGGCGACUUCCCCACAAAUACGUUUUUCUGGUUUGUCGGCGCACGAGAUCAGCAGGCAAACUCUAGCCUGACUAUCUGGCUCAAUGGCGGUCCGGGAUCAAGUUCUAUGUUCGGCUUUUUCAGUGAGACGGGACCUUGCGAAGUGGUCGACGAUGGCACGGACGAGUUCACUACUGUAGCGCGGGAGUGGGGUUGGGAUAGAGCCUCGAAUAUGUUAUUCAUCGACCAGCCGAAUCAAGUCGGUUUUUCAUACGACAUACUUACGAAUGGCUCCCUCGAUUUACUUACCAACAAUAUCUAUAUUCCGCCCUCGGAUAGACCGAGCUCCGUCCCACGUACUGCCUUUCUAAAUGGCACCUUCAGCUCCAUGAACCCCAAUAAUACGGCUAACACGACCGAAACGGCUGCUGUUGCUAUAUGGCACAUGCUACAGGGGUUUCUAAGCACUUUCCCAGAGCUGAACCCUCCGAAGGACAAUGUCUUGGGCGUCAACCUAUUUUCCGAAUCCUACGGAGGGAAAUAUGGACCGGCGUUCGCGAGCAAGUGGAAGGAGAUGAACGCCGCUCGAGGUAACGGCACCAUGUCCAAUGCCACCACGGUGGAGAUCCGUCUUGCCUCUCUCGGCAUCGUAAAUGGUUGCGUCGAUGAUUUAAUCCAAGCGCCGUACUAUCCCGUCAUGGCAACCAAUAACCCGUACGGGUUCACAGCCAUCAACUCGGUCAGAGCCCAACUGGCCAACUCCAGCUUCUACGCUGACGGAGGGUGUCGCGACCUGAUCAAUCAAUGCCGCUCCGCCGUCGCCGGCAAGGACCCGAAUAACACCGGGUCGGUCUCAGACGUAAACAGCAUCUGCGAAUCUGCCUACAAUAGUUGCACGAACAACGUCAUGGCACCUUACUCCGACUCCGGCCGCAGCGUGUACGACAUCUCCGCCGUGCUCCCGGACUCGUUCCCGCCCCGCCGCUACCUCGAAUACUUGAACACGGCCUCGUUCCAAUCUGCCAUCGGCACAAGCCUCAACUACACCGAGACCAACGCCCAGGUAGCCGCGGCAUUCGCCUCGACCGGAGACUACGAACGUGAAGCCAUGGUCCCCAAGCUAGCCUCGCUCCUCGACGCCGGCGUGCGCGUGGGCCUGAUUUACGGCGACCGGGAUUAUAUCUGCAACUGGCUCGGCGGGGAAGCCAUCUCCUUCGCCCUCGCCGCAGCCGCCUCCUCAUCCUCCUCCUCCUCCUCCGCCUCCAACCCGAACCCGAACCCGUACUCCUCCGCCUUCCCAGCCGCCGGGUACGCGCCCAUCAUCGUAAACGACAGCUACGUCGGCGGCGUAGUCCGCCAAUUCGGCAACCUGUCCUUCAGCCGCGUGUACCAGGCGGGGCACUUCGUGCCCGCCUACCAGCCCGCGACCGCGUUCGAGAUCUUCGCGCGCGUCAUCCGCGGCGACAGCGUGUCGACCGGCGAGCCCGUCGAUCUGGCCACGUACAACACCUCCGGCCCUGCCAACGCCACCAGCUCGCUCAAUUUGCCCCCGAGCCCCGCCCAGACCUGCUGGCUGCGCGACGUCCCCGGCUCCUGCAGCGACGAGCAGCAGAGCGUUAUUCUGAAUGGUAAGGGGUUCACUGUCAAUGGCGCGCUGCAGACCGGGUCUACGGCUUCGACGCCGCCGCCGCCGCCGAGUGAGACCGUUGGCGCGACGGCUACGACUUCCGUUCAACUCACGGGCUUGUUUACUGCUACUGCUACGCCGUCGAGCGCGGCGGGGCUGAGGCGAGGGUUUGAUGGCGAUUUGAGGUUCGCGAUUGGUGGUGGUGCUGCGGUUGCUAUGCUGGUUAUGUAGCGGGUUCACGAUGACCGCGAUGAACUUGAUGGUUAUGAUGCUAACGCUGGGUAGGCCUGUAAACGUCUUAAGGGGGUGAUUCGUAGGUAAUUAGGGGAAGUCGAGGCCGUGCUCCGGAUAUAGUAAAUACCUGUACCUAAGUAGCGAGGCAUUCUUGAUAGUUUUGACACGUAUAUGAACUUGGGUAUUAUUGUCAUAGCACAAGCAAAAAUCAGCAGUUCCACUCAA